This is a messenger RNA of Macrobrachium nipponense, 648 nucleotides long. RefSeq names its product putative nuclease HARBI1. Lineage: Eukaryota; Metazoa; Arthropoda; Malacostraca; Decapoda; Palaemonidae. The transcript has a single exon. The coding region runs from base 1 to 648 and encodes 215 amino acids. The record is from RefSeq and is a predicted model, not a curated record.
AUGGUCGAAAGGCUGACACCAAAUUUGAAGAAGAAGGACACGAAAAUGCGGUUUCCACAAGAGGUGGGACUCAAGUUAGCUGUCACUCUCUGCCACCUGGCAAGUGGGAACGACUAUACAAGCCUCCAAUACAGCUUCAGAGUCUCCAAGAGUUGCAUAUGCCGGCUUAUCCCAUUAGUCUGCCAAGCCAUUAUCGACACAUACAAACCAGAAGUGAUGAAGUGCCCUAAGACACCAGAAGAAUGGAAUGACAUAGCAAAACGAUUCGCCUCAAAGUGGAACUACUUCAGUUGUGUGGGAGCCCUGGAUGGAAAGCACGUUGCGAUCAAGAAAUCCAAAGGUGGAGGAUCACUGUACUUCAAUUACAAGAAGUUCCACAGCAUCGUCCUCAUGGCCCUCCCCGAUACAAAGUACAGGUUCCUGUUCGUCGACGUCGGUGCAGAAGGAGGUGUUGGGGAUGGAGGAACCUGGCAGAAGUGCAACCUGGCCAAGGCCAUCACAAACAACCAAGCAGGACUCCCACAAGACAGAAAUCUGCCCAAUGAUGAUGAACCCAUCCCCUUCCACAUAGUCGCCAACAAUGCCUUUGCUACAGAUUAUCUUGCGCUUGUUGUGUGGCGGAAAACGCAUUCGGCCUGCUGCAGAUGA